AUGAUUCGUCUUGGGCUGGUUAUAAUUUGCCUUGCAUUUUGUGCUCAAGCUGCAUGGUUGAAUCUACCCUCUAUUGCGUUGAGAACAUCAAGGCAUCUGCUCUCUUUCGAUAAUCUUCCAGAGCCUAUUGAAGUAGAGAAAAAGUUUCAGGAUGAUGACGAGGGUCUACUUGAAGAGAUAGAAAAAAUGCGCAGAAAGUAUGUGGAUACAGAGCCUACGAAAGAUAAAGAGGAUGUAGAUUUUUUUUCAAACUUGGAGGAAGAUCAGGAUAGCCAUGAAGACAGCAGCGAGAAGAAAAGCCCGAUUUACCCACCCAACAACAAUAAGUGGCAAUACAAUAUGCUAGACGAACCACGAGAGUCUGUUCAUGAGGUUGUCGUGCGAAACAACGAAGAGGAAGAAGGUGUGGAGGUGAGUAAUGUGUGCGUAAGAAAGGAAUUGCAAGUCUUAAUAUUGGUAAUGUACAACCGUACCAAGUUGCCGUACUUGCCCUAG
This is a messenger RNA of Strongylus vulgaris, 495 nucleotides long. NCBI's taxonomy places the organism in Eukaryota, Metazoa, Nematoda, Chromadorea, Rhabditida, Strongylidae. The record is from the annotation of a GenBank genome assembly.